This is a messenger RNA of Gallus gallus (chicken), 3342 nucleotides long. It is a transcript of the gene FIP1L1L, whose product is annotated as re-mRNA 3'-end-processing factor FIP1-like. The coding region runs from base 328 to 2004 and encodes 558 amino acids. NCBI's taxonomy places the organism in Eukaryota, Metazoa, Chordata, Aves, Galliformes, Phasianidae. The transcript has 16 exons. The record is from RefSeq and is a predicted model, not a curated record. Gene Ontology annotation, cellular component: mRNA cleavage and polyadenylation specificity factor complex. Gene Ontology annotation, molecular function: RNA binding.
GCAUGCGUGGUGGCCGUCCCGCUGCGCGGCGCCUUUGUGGCGGCGGGAGCGGGUGGCGCUAGGGCCGGGGGCCGCCUCCGCUCCCGCCGGGGGUCCCGUCCCAUCCCGUCCCCUCCCCACCUCCCGCGGGAGGCAAAGAAAGAGCAAUGGCGGCGCGCUAGCCGGGCGUCCUCGGCGCGGCCCGGCCCGGCGGCUGCGGCCCUCCCCGCCCCGUGCCGAGCGCAGCGGGCGCGCGCCUCGCCUCAGGCCGCGGCGGGAGCCGAGCGGGGCCCGGGAGGCCGCCGCCGCGGACGCCGCUUCUCCUCCUCCUCCUCCCCCCCCUCGGCCAUGGCCACCGAGCUGGAGCCGCCGGCGGCCGGGGCCGUGUCGGGCGGGGCGCCGCUGGAGGCGGAGGAGGACGAGGAGCACUGGCUGUACGGCGAUGACACCACUGGUAAGCAAGAAGACGGACCAACUUCUGGACAUGCAGAAUCUUCUCAUCCUCUGCAAGAUGCUCCUCAGGAGAACCGGCCCGUCGGCAGCGAAGACCGAGAGGUGUCACAGCAUGCCCUUCCAAGUGGAGAAGAUGAUGAAGAAGACAGUGAUAGUGACAGUGAUGAUGACGACGUGAAAGUUACGAUUGGCAAUAUUAAAACGGGAGCACCAUCAUACAUGGGAACUCCUAUGAAUCUAAACUUAAAAACGGGUAGAGGCUAUGGAGCAUCAGCUUCAGCCAAGUUGCAGCCCAAAGGUAUUGAUUUAGAUGCCGCAGGGAAUAUAAAUGGAUUGCCUGUUAUAGAAGUGGAUUUAGAUUCAUUUGAAGACAAACCAUGGAGGAAACCAGGUGCUGAUCUUUCUGAUUACUUUAAUUACGGAUUCAAUGAAGAAACGUGGAAAGCAUAUUGUGAAAAGCAGCGGCGGCUCCAGCUUGGGCUGGAUCCUGCUCCUCCCAUCAGCGCUGAAAAUAAGAUCACGGUCCAGCAAGGAAGAACAGGAAAUGCUGAAAAAGAAGUGGAAAACAAUAUCAUCAAAACAGAAUUCAAAACAGACUUCCUGGCUCUAGUGGGAGGACGCAUGAAAGCUGGCCCUCCUCCUAAUAGGAAGCUGGGUGGGACAAUUGAUGUGAUCGGUGGCCAGGCAGGCACAAUUAGGAGAGUGGAAGGAAGACGACGUGAUAAGCAUGCCUCUGAAGAAAAUCCAAUUCAGGUUCUCGGGGAUCAUGGAAGCAAGCCCCAGCCCCCUCAGCAGCCCCAGCAGCCAGCGCAGCCGCAGCAGCCCCCCCAGCAGCAGCCCUUUGCUCCCCCAGCCGGUCCACCACCACCCCCACUCGCCGGACCUCCGCCGCCGCACUUCCUGCACCCUCCUCCACCUGUCACCUCUGUGCCACCACCGCUGCACCCUCCAGGUUUGCCACCACCCGGUCCAAUUCCAGGGCUGUUCCCGCCGCCUCUGGCACCACCGCCAGCUCUCCUCAUCCCAACGCUGGAUGGGCAGCCAGCCAGCUACAACAACAGACAGCCCCCUCCGUUUGGCUACAACUCUGCAGACUCGGGUUUCAUCAGCUACCCACCCAUCUCCACGUCCCACACGCCCUGGGUGACCACGGUGGACAAAGGCGCGAGCGGCUCUGGCAGCAGUCACUGGGAGUACUCCGGCUCACGGCGCGAGCGGGAGCGGGAACGGGACAGGGAACGGGACAGGGACCGCACGCCCACCACCAGCGAGUACAACACCGAGGACGAGCGGUACCGCUACUACGGCCGGGAGCGCAGCUAUGACUUUGAGCGGGACUACCGCCGGAGCCGGGACCGCAGCCGGGAGCGGGAGGACCGUCACCGGGAGCGCAGGCACCGCGACAAGGAGGAGAGCAGCAAGCACAAGUCCUCGAGGCGCAAGCAGCAUGAGAGCGAGGAAGGGGAGAGCCAUCGGCGCCACAAGCACAAGAAGAACAAGCGCAGCAAGGAGGAGAAGGAGACCAGCGAGGAUGGCACCCAGGAGGGAGAGGAGCAGGACAGCAAGGAGUGAGGGCCCCAGGAGGGACGUGCUCCUAUGGAACCGGCGCGGCGGCGGUGACGUUUCAUUCUGGUUUUAUUUUGUGUUUUCUUCUUGUUUUUUUUCCCAAGGGAAGAGGGCCUGGCUCUGGGUGAGCAGUGAAGCUCAUCGCAGUGGUUUGAGUCGAGGCUGCACGUGCAGUUAAACUCUUUUUUUGUUUUCUUUUUUGAUACGAGACGAAAUACAGCAGUACUAGUAUAUAAAGCACUGAGCUACUCUAUUCAUAAACAUCCUUAGGGAGAACUUUGUUGUAUCAGAUCCUAUGGUUUCUGAUGGAAGAUGGCUUCAGCUGAAACUAAUGCAUUUAGGUAAUAGUUUUUGUUUAUUAUUUUUUAUGACCAUCAUUCCUUUUUUGAAAAAUAGGACAGUAAGUGCAACUUGAAAUUUAUUGUCCAAAGAAAAGUGUGAUUUAGAUCCCGAGAGCCAGCUUAGGGACUGGCUUCUAGUAGUGAAGUCUCACCCCCAGAUACAGUUCUGCAUAGCUACGAAAACACGUUCCCAUUUCUGUGUGCCAGGCAGACAGCCUGUGAGGAGGAGGAACGGCUCCUGCUGGGGGGCCUGGGUCUGUCUGACUGCUCUGCUGCCUUUGGGAAGCUGUUGUGUUCACACAGGGUAUGCAAAGACUUCGAAGCUUCUUUUAAUCCAUCACAAACGUUACACCCGUAAGUGGAAAACCAAUGGACGACCCAUAGUAAGAGCAUGAAUUUCUUUUUAAUUAGCUUUGACUAACUGUUUUUUUUAACCAAGGGUUGAGCUGAAUAAUCUAGCACACUAGGUAACAAGAAGUUCCAUCUAGCAGUUUGCCCUCGUGGGGUUGGCUUAUUUCUAUUUGGAUAUUACCAACACUCCUGUGCAAUGCAUUCCUUCCCCCUUAGAUCUUAAAAUAAAUUCAGUCAAAUUCCAGACUUUGUUUGGACUUCGGUACUGGUUAAGUAGGGUGCAAACAUAUUUCUGGGUGGGAAGAACAGGGGAAGUAGUUUUGAGGGGUUUUGGUAUGCCUGGUUCUUAAAGAGAAUGUUGCACUUCUGUUAGCAUGAAUCCACACGUGUCUCAUUUUAAGUAUCUUCCACUGUUUUGACUUGAUAUUUCAAACUGUUCUAAAUCUCUGCCCUAAAAUAAUGUGGUUUUGAAACUUUACAUAUUUUUUGUAUUGUAAUCUUGCAAGUCGGAGUGUCAUGUGAAGCUUACAACUGUAGAGACUUGAGCCAGUAUAGCACUAUGGUAACAGUUUAUAUGCUAUGAUGGUGCAUUUGAUGGGUCAUUAACUACCCAACCUAUGGGAAGAAGAAUAAAGUAUGGGGUUUUUUUUUU